GAACACGAACUCACACACUGAGGAAGGCCGGACAGCCGAAAGCACUCUGUGUUGAGCUUUUUUCUGUAUUGAUGACAAAAUAAAUUAACUUUUCUGCAUUCCGGAGGUGUGCGAUCCCCAUUUUUUUUGAUUCAUUGUGGAAGAGGGGCCCACUUUUGGAAAUGUUGUUUGUCGACUGGCCUGUCUGAGGACUCCCUUAAAAGCAUGGUUAUUUCACGCAGAGGCUGGGUUAAGCUUGCUCACAAGGGAGUAGAUUUCAGAGGUUCCUACAUACGCUUUGAGCUGAUGGACAAUGCAGACAUAUGUCAGAGCACCUGUACUGCUGAUCCUAACUGCCAGUUCUACGCCUACGUAACUGAAAACUUCUCUGACCGCAGUUACUGGCGCCGCUGCUAUAUCAAUCGUGCCAUCACCAUGCCUGCUCCUCCUAAAGUUACCAAACUGGCCAAUGUUGUGUCAGGCUUCCACCAGAGGAACUGUGUGUGGAGUGCUCUACACACACACAUUUAACAUCAUUUGAAU
Epinephelus lanceolatus (giant grouper) is the source of this 522-nucleotide messenger RNA. NCBI's taxonomy places the organism in Eukaryota, Metazoa, Chordata, Actinopteri, Perciformes, Serranidae. The record is from RefSeq and is a predicted model, not a curated record.